Molecule: messenger RNA, 2218 nt
Organism: Pectinophora gossypiella (pink bollworm)
Lineage: Eukaryota; Metazoa; Arthropoda; Insecta; Lepidoptera; Gelechiidae
Exons: 1
Coding region: 1-2190 (729 amino acids)
Source: RefSeq, a predicted model, not a curated record
AUGCUGGAUGACACCCUCACGACACCGGUCAAAGCGAGGACAAACGCACCGACACCGCCUCCCCGUAAGCAUAAAUCCCCCCAAAAAACCGGACAGGAGCCAGAACAACCGGGCUCCAAGGAGGAGGUUGACCAGUCGGCGUCAACCAAAGUCCAGGGCCCCCCUGAAGUGGCGAUAGCGCGCAAAGAUGCAUACAGCAUCGUCAUUUCCACCACACCUGGAAAGGGGGAGGAGGACACAGAAGAGGACUAUGCCGGACCAAUCCCAGCAGUCAAUCCAGUCCUGGAAGACUACAAAUGGGAAGAAUCCAGCAAUGGAUCCCAAUGGACUGACGUGGACAGUCAACCAACCGGACGUCUGAGCUUGCUUCCGUCGAUUGGCACACACACGGGAGUAAGCAAAGACCUCGCCACCCAAAGAGCGAGGGAGUAUCUCUUGGUGGGUAAAGGGGCACUAGAGAGCUCAAAGACCCUGAAAAGGGAAUUACGAGCAACUGCAGUAGAGUGCCUAGGCAAUCUCUACGAGCUGGUCCUCUCGCUAGCUGACUCCAGGAACAGGCACCGCCUGAACCUCGAAGUGGAGAGAUCGAGAGCCGCGAGAGAACUAGUGCGAGUGGAGAGAGCCCACCAUGUGGAGAUGCAGCGCCUAAGGGAGGACUUCGACAAGCGUCUCCAGACCACCCAGGAGACACUCAAGGAGACACAGGGCUUGGCGGAGGGGAUCCAGAGCUGGUUGAACAGUGAGGUGGGGGGCUUGAUCAGUACGGUCAAGACAUCUCGCCGAGAAGAGACCCCUCGGGCAUUACCACCUCCGCCAACCUACAUUCAAUCCAGUGUCGACCACACCAAGGAGCUGGCUGAGAUCUCGGACAAGCUAACCUCGUUAGCUACCGAGAUCUUUUACAUCAAACAGGAUAGGUCGCCAAAAAAGCACGGGAGCCAAACACCUAGUGCGUCACCAACUUCCCGGCCGGAAACUGACCCUCUGCAACAGUCGCUAGCCUCACUCAGGACAGAGAUGGAGGCUUCCAGGAAGGAGAUAGCCCUGAUCAAAAAGGGAAUCUCCGACCUGAAAUGUGCGACCAGAGAGGAGGUCCGGGAAGAGCUGUCAACGGCCACGGCACCUAUCCACAAGAAGGCAAGCAAGCUCCUUGAGGAAGUAAGCGAGGUCAAGGACGUCGUCCUAGCAAACGGUGGACUACAGGCGUCAGGUGCGAUGGGCUUAGGGACGGAGCUCGCGAUGACCGAUACGACGGCCACAAUAGAGGGCUUAUUAAACCCUCUCAAGGCCGACGUAGCGGAAAUCGCGAGCACGUCAAAGGCUCUGACCACCUCGAUGCAGUGGUUCAACUCCAAACUAAAAACACCGGAAACAACAACGGCCCGCACGUACGCCGAGACUCUCAAGUGCAAGCCAAAGCCCAGGCCUAACCACACUCUUAUAGUGUCCAGCACUGAUCCCACCAAAACUGGCGACGGGGUGCUUGACACUAUAAGAACUACCCUGGACUUCAAGAGCAGUGGCCUGAGAGUCGACCGCGUGCGAAAGGCCCGCAAUAGUAAAAUUGUACUCAGCUGCGAGUCCCCCGAGGAUGCGCGGCUGUUACAACAAAAAAUAAAAACAGCAGCGACUCUAAAGGUCAAAGAGGCGAAGGCGGCACACCCACUAAUAAAGGUGAAGAACCUGAUGGCGUACCAUACUGACGACGAGUUGUGUCAGAACCUCAGAGCCCAGAAUAAGGAAUUAUUCGAAGGGCUGAAAGGGGAAGACGCGUCGUUGAAGGUUAGGUACAGAAAGCGCGCGCGGAACAACCUCCAAUGUCACCCAGUGCUAGAGGUGGCACCUAAACUUCACAAGCGCAUACUGGAAGCGGGGCACGUCCACAUCGGGCUCGAGAAGAGACCAGUGGAGGACCAAUCGCCCCUAGUGCAGUGCGCUAAGUGCUUAGGAUUCGGGCAUACCAAAGCCCUAUGCAAGGAACGGGACCAGGCCUGCAAUUACUGCGGCGAUUCCCAUUCCUGGCAAGACUGCCCGGUCCGCAAGCAAGGAGGCGAGCCCAAGUGCAGAAACUGCAUGAAAGCUCAAAAGGGGGCCACCAACAACAACAAAGCACACAUGGCAUUCAGCGAUGAAUGUCCGGAAAGAGCUGUAUGGGACGGCAUAGCGCGCGCAAAGAUUGCAUACUGCUAAAGGCAGCCAAGACGCGACCGGCUCAAGU